UUUAUGCAUCAUAAUAUAUUUAAUUUUUUUUAAAUGACAACAUAAAAAUUCUCCCCAUAUUAUGCCCCCUCUUAUAUUUUGGACACAAAUACCCUCCUCCCCUCCUCACUCAAAUUUAACACUUCACUCUCUCUAUUUCUUUCUCUCAUCCCUCAUUUACAGCCAUUUUUUCACAGCUCGGAGGUGGAACGGAUUGGAAGUUUCUUGGCGUUUUUAAGAGAAAAAAUCAUGGGUUCCAGAGUUAAUAUAAUUGUUUCUUACAACGGUGUUUGGGAACAGAAAGGAGAAAAAUGGAAUUUCAAAGCUGGUUCGAACACUAUAAUACAUGUACCAAUUGAUGUUGGUUACAUAGAAUUAUUGGAGAAGUUGUAUUCAAAGUUGAAAGUGGAUAGGUCAUUGUUUGACUUAAAGUUGGAAGUGCCGUUUACAUGCAAUGAUUUUAGUGUAGAUCCCAUUGAAAUCACAGAUGAUGAAGGAGUUAGUGCUCUUAUUCUUGAAAAUUCAAAGUCCUUAAAACAUCAGGUUCCUUUAUGCGUUAGUUCGAUUGCAAAGAACAUUGCUCUUAUUGAUCCAUCUCCUAGAGCGAGUGUUAAUAUGGAAAAUCAUAAUCAAUCAUGCACGGCUAUUCCACAAACAGCUACUGGGCCAAGUGUAUGCAUGGGAGGUCCUAGUCAUAAUGAAACUUUUUUUCCCCCAACAAAUCUCCCGCAUGAUGAUGGGUAUGAGUAUGAGCCUUAUGUCAAUGACGAUCCAAUUGCCCUUUUUGGUGAUGAUGAUGAAAGAGUUGAGGGGUGCAGUAGUUCUGAUGAUAACUCAGAGGAUCAUUUGUCGAUGCUACAUGUGGUUCAAGUAGAUAAUUUAAAUGUACGACCAUUGCCAAGUCGUCAAGAAAGCCAAGGACGGAGGACUGCUGGAUCAGAGAGCAGUCGUCCAACUACACAAGAUGAUGGAAAUAGAUGGAGUUCUCCAGCGCAUACUGCUGAAGAUAUCCCAUGCCCCUCUUAUGUUAUCCCCACGUUAUCUGGGGUGAGUUGUGGAGUAAUAGAAGUUGGGAAAGUUUUUGAGAACAAGUUAGAGUUGAAGACGAAGGCACACUUGUAUGCAAUGAAGCAGAACUUCGAGUUUGUGGUGAAGAAGUCAGGUACUAAAGUUUGGUAUAUCACUUGCAAGGAUCCUGAUUGUGGGUGGAGAUUGAGGGGGAAGAGAAUUCCUAAAUCUGAUAUGUUCGAGAUAACUCGUUUCACCAACAAACACACUUGCUCACUUGACCUCCGACAUAAAGGCCAUCGCCAAGCUGCACCUUGGGUUAUUGGUCAUUGCAUAAAGAAAAAAUAUCAGACUGGAUCGAAUGCGUACAUGGCAAACAACAUAAGAGAGGACAUUAAGAAUGAUUAUGGCAUUGAGUUGUCAUAUGGAAAAGCUUGGAGAUGCCGAGAGAAGGCUCUUUCUUAUGUCAGAGGGACACUGGAAGCAUCCUACCAGAAGUUACCAUCGUACCUGUUCAUGCUUCAACAGAACAAUCCCGGGACGUUGACAGAUUUUGUCACUGAGGAAGAUCGAUUCAAAUAUUGCUUUUUCUCACUCGGAGUUAGUAGAAGAGGGUUUCGUACAUGUCGUCCUGUGUUAUGUGUGGACGGUACCUUUUUAAAGACAAAAUACGGUGGGCAGAUGUUAUGUGCAGUCGCGCUGGAUGCAAAUAACCAUCUAUAUCCAGUUGCAUUUGGUAUUGUGGAUAGUGAGAAUCAUGAUUCUUGGAAGUAUUUCAUGUCAAAGCUAAAAGAAGCGAUUGGGGAAGUCGAGGACCUGGCGUUUGUAUCUGACAGGCAUGCAAGUAUUACACAUGCCUUGGAAACUAUUUUCCCCGAUGCCUAUCACGGUGCUUGCUACCACCACAUUAGUAUGAAUGUGGUUGCUAAAUUCAAGACUGAUCAUUGUCAUGUGUUGAUGUAUAAUAUAAUGAUAAGCAAUUACGCUGAAAGUUUCAACAAUAAGACCCGGGACGCUAGGAGCUUUCCGAUAACUACAUUCGUCGAAUUUAUUCGCUUCACACUACAGUCCUGGUUCUGUAAUAGGAGAGAAACUAGCGAGAAGACAACUACCACUCUUGCACCGACCUAUGAGAAAAUUUUGGUGGAUAUGGCUGAGAAAGCUCGAUUCUUGAUUCCUUAUGCAAUUGGGAGGCAUGAGUUCCAUGUGUUAGAUGGUGAGCUGAAUGGUGAAGUCGACCUCCUGAAUAAGACAUGCACAUGUGGCGUGUUUCAGAUUAUUGGUAUCCCAUGUGCUCAUGCACUAUCUGGAUCCCUUAAGCGAGGGGUAAACUUUUAUUCGUUGUGUUCAGAUUACUAUAAAAUUGAGACAUGGAGGUCCUCUUACACAGAAUCUAUAUAUCCUACUGGUAACGAGGAAGAGUGGAUUGUUCCACAUGACAUUAUGACAAUAACAGUGAGAACACCUGCGCAGAAAAAUCCGGCUGGUCGUCCAAAGAAGAAACAAGGUAGGCCUAAGAUGAAACGCCAUCCUUCCAAUGGAGAUAAAUUGGUUGUUCCACGCAAGUGCAGCACUUGUGGAGGUCUAGGCCAUAAUAGGGCAACUUGUAAAGUUCGUGUUUGA
Molecule: messenger RNA, 2610 nt
Organism: Humulus lupulus (European hop)
Lineage: Eukaryota; Viridiplantae; Streptophyta; Magnoliopsida; Rosales; Cannabaceae
Exons: 3
Coding region: 229-2610 (793 amino acids)
Molecular function (GO): zinc ion binding
Source: RefSeq, a predicted model, not a curated record